AAAUCACAAGCGUUAUUUAAUAUUUAUUAACAGCCUUUUAUUUGUAAUUAAUUUUUUUUAUAAACUUUAUUUUUAAUUAAACGCUUCUUCUAAAUCCAACCACUUUAGUUUUACUUUUACAAGACCCAAAUUAAACAUCUGAUGUGCGUGCAAGUGCAACACUCACUUGAACCCAAAUGCUGAGAGCGUCCACCUCCGAAUGAACCAAAAUGUCUCCUAUCUUUCUUAAAAUCCCAGAAUCCUCACCUCUAAUCUCACAAGCUGACAUUAAAAAUUGGAUUUCCAAAUCAAAUUUGAGCAAGCCCAGCCAGCGAGAGCAUUAGCGUCUAAGCUUAGUGGAGAAGUGCGAGAUUGUCGAUUUGACGAUGGAGCUUCAACAUUGGCGGCAUUGGCGGCAUCCGUUGGUCUUUAAUGAAGACGAGAGAAGUGGAGAUGAUUGUUUUGGGUGCAGGGAACCAGUCUUUGGGCCUAGCUAUAGUUGUAUAGAAAGCGAUUGCGAUGGUUACUACUAUCAUCAUAAAUCAUGUGCUGAACUACCCAUUGGGUUGCACCAUCCCUCACACCCAAAUCAUCCUCUUAUUCUCUUUGGCAUAAAUACAUAUCUUUACAACGAAGAAGAAUAUGACAGAUUCAGCAAAUGCGAUGUCUGCGGAGAAAAGAGUGUAGAAUACAGUUAUUGUUGUUACCGUUGCAACUUCAUCAUUCACAUCAGAUGUUCUUCUUUAUCACCCACCAUCCAAACUGAAGUCCAUGACCACCAAUUGACCCGCAGCAUUUGGAAGCAGUUGAAGUUCACUUGCGACUUCUGUGGCAAAGAAGGCAAUCUGCCCUAUUUUUGUUUCCAAUGCGAUUUCGCUAUACAUUCACGUUGUGCUGCUUGCCCACGCAGACUGAAAGUUUUCCGUCACAACCACCCUCUCCACCUCACCCCUUCUCUUGAAGUCCAUCAAUCCGACUCUCCAAUUUGCCUACUCUGUGUUCGAAAAGUGGAUACACUCUGCCUUUACUAUUGCUCAAGAUGCGAUUUUGCUGCCCACCUCUAUUGUGCUAUGCUCCCCCAAAACAGGGAGUACAUAAAUUUGCAGGAUCUUAAAGAGGAGCAGUCCACCGAGUCAAAAUCUGAAGAUCCAGAGCUCCAUCAAUCCUUUGACUCAGAAAUUUGCAAAGUCAAAAAAACCGUUGUGGGGGAGGACGGAACUCAAAUAGCCACAGAAAUCGAGCACUUCAGUCACAAGCAUGAUUUGAAGCUUACUGAUGAGAUUCCGAAUAACACAAAAUGCAACGGGUGCGUACAAUCCAUUCUCUCUCCAUUUUACAGUUGUACCCCGUGUAGCUUCUUUCUUCAUACAUCUUGUUCUAAAUUACCCAAAAUAAAACGAUACCCAAUUCAUGAACACCCUCUCACCCUCAGUUAUCAGCAAGCUUCUUUUUUCUGUAAUACCUGUGCCCAGAUGUGCAACGGCUUAAAAUACAACUGUCAAAUAUGCUCAGUGUAUAAUUUCCAUGUUCAAUGUAUUUUAUUAUCAGACACCCUCACUCUUGCCUGUCAUGAGCAUCGUCUUUACCUCUCCAUGACAAACUCUCUACAAAAGUGUAGUAGUUGUAAUUUUGAAAACUAUUGUGUAUUCCGUUGUUCCACUUGUGAAUUUGUUCUAGACUUAAAAUGUGCUACACUACCACAAACCACAUGGUACAACCAACAUGAACAUCCCUUCAACCUCCGUUAUACUCUUGAAGAUGACACCGGUGAAUAUUAUUGUGACAUCUGUGAAGAAGAACGAGAUCCCAAGCAAUGGUUCUACUACUGUGCAAAGUGCAGCUUUCCUGCUCAUCGUGACUGUAUUCUUGGGGAAAAUCCAAAUGUCAAGUAACACAUAUAAUGGCCACCAAUUUGGAGGUGUUACACAGUAAUUUGACUCUCACCCACACACAAUGUACUUUCAUUGAAGAAAUAAAAACCAAUGACAAUUUUAAAAGUGAUCUAUCAAUGUGCCCAAUAUAAUUUCAAUAUUCACAAUAAUUGUUUAUAGUAAUACCACUGUUGUUUUAAUUUUU
Molecule: messenger RNA, 2055 nt
Organism: Quercus robur (English oak)
Lineage: Eukaryota; Viridiplantae; Streptophyta; Magnoliopsida; Fagales; Fagaceae
Exons: 2
Coding region: 366-1871 (501 amino acids)
Source: RefSeq, a predicted model, not a curated record